Abrus precatorius (Indian licorice) is the source of this 1788-nucleotide messenger RNA. Its product is annotated as DNA repair protein recA homolog 3, mitochondrial. The transcript is spliced from 8 exons. Lineage: Eukaryota; Viridiplantae; Streptophyta; Magnoliopsida; Fabales; Fabaceae. Bases 192 to 1454 code for a protein of 420 amino acids. Gene Ontology annotation, molecular function: ATP-dependent DNA damage sensor activity; single-stranded DNA binding; ATP binding. Gene Ontology annotation, biological process: DNA repair. The record is from RefSeq and is a predicted model, not a curated record.
AAAGCAACGCAAAUCGCUCGGUUGUGUUCUCUUCCUCAGAGCACGAUCCUCUCUCCGACGUUGUUGGGAUGGAGUUGAAAAGGGAGGGAAAUCAAACGAAAAGCCUCAUAAAACGCUAAAUAUAUAUUAUAAAAAAACUAACAAAAACGUUGGGAACUCACUUCACUUGAUGACAUGCCAAAGCUGCUUCUAUGGCGAGGCUGCUUCGGAACAUUUCAUUUCUCACCCGCUCCCUGUUCGUCCCUCAGGGCUUUAAACUUGGAAUAUUCGGCACUUCUCAGAUUUUGAACUUUUCAUCUAAAGGUAGAAGGCGCUCUAAAUCUGAUGGAAGUGACUCAGGUGAAGAAAACAUGUCUAAGAAAGAGUUGGCCCUUCAACAAGCUCUUGAUCAGAUCACUUCCACAUUUGGAAAGGGAUCUAUAAUGUGGCUUGGUCGCUCUGUCUCACCAAGAAAUGUACCUGUUGUGUCUACUGGUUCUUUUGCUCUUGAUAUAGCACUAGGAGUUGGUGGACUUCCAAAGGGACGUGUUGUGGAAAUAUAUGGUCCAGAGGCUUCUGGAAAAACAACUCUUGCUUUACAUGUGAUUGCGGAGGCGCAGAAGCAAGGAGGGUACUGUGUCUUUGUUGAUGCUGAGCAUGCCCUAGAUAAGACACUUGCAGAGUCUAUUGGUGUGAAUACAGCAAACUUGCUGCUCUCCCAACCGGACUGUGGUGAACAAGCACUUAGUCUAGUAGAUACGUUAAUCCGUAGUGGUUCAGUUGAUGUAAUUGUUGUUGACAGUGUGGCUGCUCUUGUUCCUAAAGGUGAGCUUGAUGGUGAAAUGGGUGAUGCUCACAUGGCAAUGCAGGCUAGGUUGAUGAGCCAGGCGCUUCGAAAAUUGAGCCACUCUUUGUCACUUUCUCAAAGUAUAUUAAUUUUUAUAAACCAGGUGAGGUCAAAGAUUUCGACUUUUGGGGGAUUUGGUGGGCCUACUGAAGUUACUUGUGGCGGUAAUGCAUUGAAAUUCUAUGCUUCUAUGCGGUUAAAUAUCAAGAGAAUAGGGUUUGUCAAAAAGGGUGAAGAGAUUUUAGGGAGCCAGAUUCUUGUCAAGGUUGUGAAGAACAAGCUUGCCCCUCCAUUUAAAACUGCUGAGUUUGAGCUUCAAUUUGGCAAGGGUAUAUGUAGAGAAACAGAGAUUAUAGAAUUGAGCGUAAAACACAAACUCAUCUUAAAGGCUGGUGCAAUGUAUUACUAUAACGAGCGGAAUUUUCGUGGUAAGGAUGCUCUAAGAAGUUUCCUGGCUGAGAAUCACAGUGCAUUAGAAGAACUUGAAAUCAAGCUCAGGGAGAAGCUUCUUAAUGGUGAUGAAACAGAAAAGGUGCAAGAAUCAGAUGUGAUUAGUGGAGAAGUUACAGAAGAAAUUGCAACCAUUGAUUCUACUGACGAGGAAGCCACAGAUGUUGUAGAAGCAUGAUUUUAUGAACGACCUUAAAGUAUGGCUCACUAUUUUCCCUGCCUCAAUAUGGACCCAUGUGAUUUAUGUAUGCUGAGAUUGAUGAAUUUGUCCACUCAAAUGAAGGUCCUAAGAAGCAAUGCAUGCCUCCAAUGCUUCUAUUUUGGAAUCUCAUUCUUGCCUCACGUUAUUGAUUGCACUACCUCUAAAUUUGACUUUGUAUAGGCAUAGUAAUAUGGCACAUAUAAAUUUAGAAUGGAAUGGAUUGACUGCUUUGGUAGCAAGGUCAUUUAUACUCCAGAGUUGUAAGGAUUUUCCAAUGCAAUUUGUAUAUUGAUGCAUAUGUUUCUCAUUU